GAACCGAUCGGCAUGGAGAGCUUCGACGAGCACGUAAUAGGAGUCAAACGCAUAACGGUUCGUCAUUUAUAUAUCGUAGCUGUAAACCACCUCAUCUUUACCCUAAUCACCCAAAUUCCCGAAACCCCCGAAGACGAAGACGGCGUCGACGGCACUAGCAGCGUGUGAAGGAGAAAGAGGAAUUCGUGAAAGGCUUGCGGAUUUAAAUUUAAGUUAAACCUUCUAAGAAGCAUUAAUUUGCAACUUUCUAAGGAGCCAUGUCUUUGAAGCAGCAUAUUGCAAUUUUUACCACUGCAAGCCUACCCUGGAUGACUGGCACUGCUGUCAACCCUUUGUUUCGGGCUGCUUAUCUUGCUAAAGAUGGUAGCAGAGAAGUUACUUUGGUGAUUCCAUGGCUUUCUUUGAAGGAUCAAGAAGUAGUAUAUCCCAACCAAAUUACUUUCAGUUGCCCAUCAGAUCAUGAGGCUUAUGUUCGGAAAUGGCUGGAAGAAAGGGCUAAUAUCAGACCACAAUUCAGCAUAACCUUCUAUCCUGGAAAAUUUUCAAUAGAGAUGAGGAGCAUUCUACCCGUUGGCGAUAUCACAGAAACUAUUCCGGAUGAGAGAGCAGAUAUUGCUGUGCUAGAGGAACCUGAACAUCUUACGUGGUAUCAUCAUGGACAGAGGUGGAAAAUUAAAUUUCGUCGAGUCAUUGGCGUUGUGCACACCAACUAUUUGGAAUAUGUGAAAAGGGAAAAGAAUGGGCACAUACACGCCUUCUUUUUGAGAUACAUCAAUAAUUGGGUUAUUAAUAUAUACUGCCAUAAGGUUAUAAGAUUAUCUGGUGCAACUCAAGAUUUACCUCGAUCCAUCAUUUGCAAUGUUCAUGGCGUCAACCCCAGGUUUCUCGAGAUUGGCAUGGAGAAGCACAGGCAGCAGCAACAAGGCAAAACCACCUUCACCAAAGGUGCCUACUAUAUCGGAAAAAUGGUCUGGAGCAAAGGCUACAAAGAGUUACUCCAACUGCUCUCCAAGUACCAGAAUGAACUAUCAGGUCUUCAAGUUGAUUUAUUCGGCAACGGAGAAGAUUCUGAACAAGUUAAAGAAUCAGCAAAAAAGUUAAAUCUCUCCAUAAAUAUUUAUCCUGGUCGCGAUCAUGCCGACCCAUUAUUUCAUGAUUACAAGGUGUUCAUAAAUCCAAGCACAACGGAUGUGGUCUGUACAACAACAGCAGAAGCAUUAGCAAUGGGUAAAACAGUCGUCUGUGCUAAUCACCCUUCAAAUGACUUCUUCAAGCAAUUUCCAAACUGUUUUACUUACAAUAGUGGCAAAGAAUUUGUGAAAUUGACUCUCAAAGCUCUCGCUGAAGAGUCCUCGCCAGUGGCAGAUGAGCUCAGGGAGAAGCUCUCGUGGGAAGCUGCGACGAAGCGAUUUGUUAUGGCUGCUGAGCUUGAUAAGAAUGUUUCUGAAGCCAUCGUUCGUUCCGCUUCAAAACCUUUCAUGUCUAUUUCUUCUCAAGAUUUGAAGAAGGGGGUAGAGGAAGCUUCUGCAAUUUUAUACAACAGUAUUUCUGGAAUAGAGGUGGCGCGCUGCGCAUUCGGUGCAAUUCCGAAAACUUUGCAACCUGAUGAACAGAUGCGCAAGGAAUUAGGACUAGCUCCACGUUAAAAAGAAGGGGUCUUUACAUACAUACUACUUAAUUUCUCUUUAUUUACAUACCUCUCAAAUCUUUAAUAUCCCAUAAAAAUAUCAUUAUUCUAAUUUUUAGAAGCGAAAUACAUUUGUUAUGCAUAGAUAAAGCGGUAUGCAUGUAAAAAUUGAAAUUUUAGUGUUAAGAUAUGUAAAUACAUCAGGAUUAAGUUGUAUGUAUGUAAAAGUAAGCAGAUGUGCAGGAUAUUAGGUUAACGUUGAUUUUAGUUGAUACAAUUCCAUAGUUAUGAAAAAUUUAUUUACAGGUGGGCAAAAAUAUCAUCAUUUGUUGUAAAAUUUUGCCACACCAGAGAAUUUCAGAGCUUCGGCCUGAAGUGCUGGAACAGAUUUGCAGUAAUCAUUGUGACUGAUUUGUAUAUAAUUGUCAUUGUGCUGUAUCUUGAUUGGUGGAAUUUAAUUAAUCAAUCAUUAGU
Molecule: messenger RNA, 2101 nt
Organism: Phalaenopsis equestris
Lineage: Eukaryota; Viridiplantae; Streptophyta; Magnoliopsida; Asparagales; Orchidaceae
Product: digalactosyldiacylglycerol synthase 2, chloroplastic
Exons: 5
Coding region: 258-1646 (462 amino acids)
Biological process (GO): galactolipid biosynthetic process
Cellular component (GO): chloroplast outer membrane
Molecular function (GO): digalactosyldiacylglycerol synthase activity
Source: RefSeq, a predicted model, not a curated record